This is a messenger RNA of Punica granatum (pomegranate), 891 nucleotides long. The record is from RefSeq and is a predicted model, not a curated record. NCBI's taxonomy places the organism in Eukaryota, Viridiplantae, Streptophyta, Magnoliopsida, Myrtales, Lythraceae.
UUGAGAGCGAACCGAGGAGUUUUAGCGACCUCCAUAACAACUUAUCCGAGUUGCUUAGGCUAAAAACCGGGAAAAUGAGGGAAACUACUCGAGUCAAGCCCGACUUACGUUCUAGCCGGAUAUACAUACUAUGAAACUCGAGCCAAUCAUAGUGUUAAUGGAUCCACCGGGCGAUGUAGGCGUCAACUCGAUCUGUAACAACUAACGACUACCUGCUGUGAUACGUCGAAAAAUACGAGGAUCUCGCUCCGGGAUACGAAUCCGAUCGAGCGGUCUCCAUCGGGCUGACCGCGCUUACUACCAUACGCUCUACCUCAUGGAAUCAUUUUGAACUGCCCCUUGGCCUGCAAGGGCGCAACUAAUCCAUCGCCACCCCUUCCUUCCGUUCUGUUCCCCGAGGUCUCAGCCCACGAAGGAAGGAGGACUGCUGCAAUGGCGCCGCCUCCUGGACCGUACUCCGGCAAGAGCACUCUCGCUCUGGUUGCCCGUGCUUCCGCUUUCUCGGUCGGACUCGUUUACGGGAGCAUCAAGCUCAAGUAUCUCAAGGUGAAAGAUUUGCUCCUUGAUGGGCCCAGGCGAAGUCGCAAAGGAAAGCAGAAGCAAAGGCACACCACUGAACCCGGGAACUGCUGAUAAUUGUCGAUCGGUUAGUUUGAGUUAGGCUUCCAAUAAUGCACCGCUGGAGAGGACAUCAAGAGGAUAUAGAGGCUCUCACUUGCUCCUUUUGCUCGGCAUAGUUACUGGCCUUACAGUUAUCGUCUUUCACCGGCGAUCCUGUCGGGGAUUCUGCUUUUGUUGCUGAACAAAAUUGUUGGCAAAUUUUGGUAGGCUUUACCAUCGGUUCUUAAAUCAUUCCAUCAAUCGUAAAAUACAAGUUGAAGUUUCCCUGAA